UAUGUUGCUUUGUGUAUGAUGAGCCUAAGUGUGGUAGCAAGAGGUUAAUUAAUUAUAAGUUUUUUAUUUAUCGGGAAACAAAACUGCGAGUCACUACUAGUAUACCAUGAAUAAUAUUAACCGAAUAACUGUACUUGGGAAUCAUUAAGUUUUUUAUUACAUUCUUUACUGUUGAACAAACAACACGUUUUACAAAACAAUAAAUACUUUGUGAAUAAUUUGUGAGUGAAAAUUAUAAAUAUGUCGGAAUUAAUGUUAGCUUUGGAGAAAGAAGCGGUCAAUCGUCAACACGAUGUGGCAAAUAUAAUCGCGAGCGGAGCUUCCAGCGUGGAGAAGUUUUACUCCGGUACCAAUGUGUUCGUUACCGGUGGCUCCGGCUUCCUCGGGAAACAACUGCUCGAGAAAUUAUUUAGAUGCUGUAACGUGAAUAAAGUUUAUUUAUUACUGCGAGCAAAAAAGGGAAAAACUGCACAGCAGCGAGUUAAGGAGAUUCUACAAGACCCGGUAUUUGAUAGUUUGCACAAUCGAAAGUCAAAGUUUGCGGACAAUGUAUUAGCAGUUUCUGGUGACGUCAGCGAAGUGAAGCUUGGACUAAGCGCGUCUGAUUGGGAUCUUAUUACAGGACAGGUGAACAUAAUAUUCCAUACAGCAGCUACGGUGAACUUUAAUGAGAGUAUGAAAGUGGUUGCACUGACCAAUGUUAGAGGAACCAGGGAGAUAUUGCGGUUAGCUAAAUGUUGUAAAGAAUUAAGGUCUAUAGUUCACGUAUCCACAGCGUACAGUCACGCUACACACAGUCGAGUGGGGCGAGCAGUUAAGGAACAGUUUUACGAUAGUCCUGUACCACCAAAUGCCUUCAUAGAUAUGGCAGAAACUAUUGAUGAAAGUAAAUUAGAAAAUAUGAUGCAACAAGUAAAAGCGGAUUGGCCAAACGCUUAUUCCUUUUCAAAAGCACUCGGCGAAGAGAUCGUGCGUUCUGAAGCAGAAAAUUUACCUAUCUCUAUUGUUAGACCGGCAAUCGUUAUUUCUUCAUAUCGUGAGCCAUUGCCAGGAUGGAUUGAUCCGAUGAAUUCAUUGGGUCCCAGUGGACUUAUUUUGGGUUUGAUGACUGGUAUUAUUCACGGUACAGACUCAUCAGAUGAAACUGAUGGCAGCAGCAAGGCAUGUGAGCAGCCACUAACGCACAACAGAGUGUACCCCUGUUAG
Molecule: messenger RNA, 1206 nt
Organism: Papilio xuthus (Asian swallowtail)
Lineage: Eukaryota; Metazoa; Arthropoda; Insecta; Lepidoptera; Papilionidae
Product: fatty acyl-CoA reductase 1-like
Exons: 10
Coding region: 241-1206 (321 amino acids)
Biological process (GO): long-chain fatty-acyl-CoA metabolic process
Cellular component (GO): peroxisome
Molecular function (GO): alcohol-forming very long-chain fatty acyl-CoA reductase (NADP+) activity
Source: RefSeq, a predicted model, not a curated record